This is a messenger RNA of Dovyalis caffra, 1386 nucleotides long. NCBI's taxonomy places the organism in Eukaryota, Viridiplantae, Streptophyta, Magnoliopsida, Malpighiales, Salicaceae. The record is from the annotation of a GenBank genome assembly.
AUGAAGAACUUGGGGUGGAAGGGAUCAACAUCUGGAUUCUCAGCUUAUUCAACUGCAGAAGAAGUUACAACUUACAAGAGGAAUUUAACUGGUCUCACUGACAUUGUUACAGGUUUUGUAGUUCCCUUGAUUCAUUUCAUUGUGUGUUGCUUACAACUGCUCAUGAGAAUGCACAAUCUAAAUGACAUCAGGACUCAGGAGCGUCAAAGGAGCGCUGGAGUAGAGCCGGCGCGCGUUCUUGCUGUGAGGAAUAUGGAUGCUGGGAGGAAUGUGAAAGAGGCAAUACCGAAGGAAAGCCCCAACGCCAAGAUUGAUGUCAUGGAACUAGACCUCAGCUCAAUGGCAUCUUGUUUAGGCGUUUUGGGUGCUAUUUCAAAGGUCAAAAGAGGUGCUACAGCAUCCAGUGAGGACGGUACUGCUUAUGAGUUCAUUAUUAGAAUCAGCAGAAUGUGGUUUUUUGGACGGAAAGGGCCAUCUGGGUUCUCAGCUUCUUCUACAGCAGAGGAAGUUACACAGGGAAUUGAUGGAAUUGGUCUCACUGCCAUUGUUACAGGAGCAUCGAGUGGUAUUGGUGCGGAGACAACGCGUGUCCUUGCACUGCGUGGUGUCCAUGUAGUUAUGGCAGUGAGGAACCUGGAUGCUGGCAGGAAUGUCAAAGAAGCAAUACUAAAGGAAAUUCCCAGUGCUCAGAUUGAUGUUAUGGAGUUAGACCUAAGCUCAAUGGAAUCGGUGAGGAAGUUUGCAUCCGAAUAUACUUCCUCGGGUCUUCCUUUGAACAUCCUCAUUAAUAAUGCUGGGGCUCUGUCAUCGCCGUCCAAGCUUUCUCAAGAUAACAUUGAACCGCUAUUUGCAACCAACCAUAUAGGUCAUUUUCUAUUGACAAACAUGUUACUGGAAAUCAUGAAAAAAACAGUGCAAAACAGCAAGCAAGAAGGAAGGAUCAUCAAUGUAUCAUCAGUAGGUCACCGUAUUGUGAGUCGUGAAGGAGUUUGUUUUGAUAAAAUCUAUGACGAGGCAAGUUGGUUUUCAUAUGGACAAUCGAAGCUUGCUAACAUAUUGCACGCCAAUGAGCUUGCAAGGCGCCUGAAGGAAGGAGGAGAAGAGAUAACUGCUAAUUCACUACAUCCCGGAGCAAUCCAUACCAAUCUUCUGCGUCACCAAGGUUUUGUUAAUGCUCUUUUCAGCUUGUUUGGUAAAUACAUGACAAAAAAUGUUCAGCAGGGAGCAGCAACAACAUGCUACGUUGCAUUACAUCCACAAGUUAAGGGGAUAAGCGGAAAAUAUUUUAUGGACAGCAACAUAGCAGAACCAAGCUCUCAGGCUAAAGACGCAGAAUUGGCCAAAAAGCUAUGGGAUUUCAGCUUGAGCAUCACCGAAAAAAAGUAG